CAACUGAAGCGGUUACAAUAACUCCGUGCAUUACACCCUAUUUCACUGAACAACAUGACGUCAAAGCCACUGUGCAUUUUGUUCUUGAGCAUCCUCGCUCUUAAUUUUCUAAUGCCGGAGGACACAUUAGCAACAAAUGCAGAAGAUGAGUGCAGCCAAGAAGAUGCACCAGAGUGUAUACCGGCAGUAUAUGGACAAUAUUGUGAUGAUGCGGAUGGAGCGUUUGCACCUGUUAUUGCGCGCUGUCCACACAUGUGUUUGAGGUGCCCCAAUGACUGCAGACAUCCCGAUGCACCAAAUUGUAUAGCAUAUUACAACUAUUGUGAGGAUACGGAUGGACCGUUUGCAAAUAUUGUUGCACACUGUCCACACAUGUGUGAGAGGUGCCGCCCACCUGGGUAAUCAUGUUUCAUGAAACACAUCACCACUCUUCCGUUCUACAGCAAAUCGUAGACAGGUUAAAAUAUGAUAAAUGAUUUUUUUACCGGCUUCUUAAAGAACAGACAAUAAAACACUUUUAUCCAUAAUCUGUUUGUAUGAGUGCAUGGUAAUGGAUGUCGAAGAGAAGUGAGAGAGAACUCUCUCCGACACACCUCAUACAAAUCCCCACACCCACGUUCUAUCGGUGUGCUAUCCAGUUAAUGGCAUACCAUUAUAAGGAGCAUA
Anneissia japonica is the source of this 666-nucleotide messenger RNA. RefSeq lists its product as uncharacterized. The record is from RefSeq and is a predicted model, not a curated record. Bases 55 to 402 code for a protein of 115 amino acids. The transcript is spliced from 5 exons. Lineage: Eukaryota; Metazoa; Echinodermata; Crinoidea; Comatulida; Comatulidae.